AUGGUGAAAAUUUUACAAGAUGUUGAAAUUGUGCUCAAUCCAGACAACAAAUACUGGAUGGAACUUGUCAGUUGGUGUUCCAAAACGGAAAACUGGAUGUUCACAGCGAGCGAUUACGAGACUUGGAAGAAUUCAUUCGAGAAGUUCUGGUUUUACGUUGCAAUUGACAAAGAGUCCAAAGAAGCUGUCGGAUGUAUUACUCUUGGUUUUGAUCGCUCCUCAGAUGGAAAUAAAGAGGAUGACAUCUACUAUGUAGGUAUGUACUAUUUACGUCCGGAAUGGCGAAGCACUGGUUUAGGAACGAUUCUAUUCGAAAAGGUCAUGGAAAUAGGCAAACACGCAAAUAUGGCUUUACAUGGAGUCAUGAGAAUGUCACCAAAAUAUGCGUCAAAGUACGGAUUCGAUAAAAUGCCCAACUACACACACGAUUUUGCCUCAAUUCCUGUCGAACACCUGGUGCUUCCGCAAACUGACUCAAAAUAUGUUCUGAAGGAACUAAAUGAAGUCAAAGAGUCCAAGGUGGUGGCCUACGAUGUCAGCAUUGCUCAUCGAAGUCGAGCCAAGUACCUAAUGAAUUUUAUAUCUAAUGAUGAUUGUUUCACAAAGCCCUAG
Messenger RNA from Cooperia oncophora, 612 nucleotides. Lineage: Eukaryota; Metazoa; Nematoda; Chromadorea; Rhabditida; Trichostrongylidae. The record is from the annotation of a GenBank genome assembly.